AUGUGGAAGGAUUUGACCUUGGAUUUGACCUUUCCGGCUCUAGACCCAGAUGAUGCCGUGUAUGAGCCUCGCAGCUCUCGGCUACUAGUGCGAGGCCUGGGCGAGAACGACGUGGAUGAUGAUGAAGAGGACUGCGAGUCUUCAGCCCGUCUUCUGGGCAUGUCCUUCAUGAACCGCAGCGCCACCCAGAGAUCGAGCGCCUCUCCUUAUGUCAGACAGCCUCCACCCAUACCAGCCAAUGAUGGUGCACUGCGCUUUCAGACCUUUCCGGCUCUAGACCCAGAUGAUGCCGUGUAUGAGCCUCGCAGCUCUCGGCUACUAGUGCGAGGCCUGGGCGAGAACGACGUGGAUGAUGAGGAAGAGGACUGCGAGUCUUCAGCCCGUCUUCUGGGCAUGUCUUUCAUGAACCGCAGUGCCACCCAGAGAUCGAGCGCCUCUCCUUAUGUCAGACAGCCUCCACCCAGGUCAUGUUCACCACCCUCAGCCCGCACCAUGAUUGUUUGUGUGCUAUUUCUGGUCAUAGUGGCUUCCAUGACCAUGGUAUUAUACUUUUUACCCGGGUGCAUCUUUUCAAAGACGGGAUGCCCUAAACAAGAGAACAAGACGUCAAAUGGCACUGAUGAUGAACUCUUCCCGUGGGCACAAUACCAGCUCCCUCGUAGCAUACGUCCUCUCAGCUAUGAUCUCACCUUGAGCCCUAAUUUGAGCACCAUGACUUUCAGCGGCCACACUGUCAUCAACAUGUUUGUACUUCACAACACCAAGCGCAUUGUCCUGCACAGUGCUCAUCUCAAUAUUACCAAAGCUGCAUUCAAGCUUGGUGAUGGUGAGCCCAGUGAUGUCACAAUACUGGAGAACAAGCCAAUGGAGCAGAUAGCUGUUAAAUUGUCUGCAGAGCUGAAGGCAGGCCAGCAUUGUGUGUUGACCCUGGACUACAGUGCCAGUCUGUCACACACCUACAAUGGUUUCUACAAUAGUUCCUACAUAGAUCUCGAGGGAAACAAAAGGGUCCUAGCUGCUACCCAGUUCGAGCCAUUCUAUGCGCGAAAGGCCUUCCCUUGCUUUGAUGAGCCAUCAUUUAAAGCCACCUUUCUGGUGAAAAUCAACAGGAAACCAGAGCACAUGGCACUCUCCAACAUGCCUAAGGCAAAGACCACACACCUUUCCAGUGACCUCCUGCAGGAUGAGUUUGCAAAGGCCAGCGUCAACAUGAGCACUUACUUGGUGGCAUUCGUGAUUGGUAACUUCGCCGCCGUGAGCAAAAACGUCUCUGACACUCUGGUGUCUGUGUACAGUGUACCGCAGAAGAAAGACCAUACCAAGUACGCUUUGGACACAGCGGCCAAACUACUGGAAUUUUACAAUGACUUCUUUGAAAUUGACUAUCCCCUGCAGAAACUUGACUUGAUUGCCAUCCCAGACUUCCUGGCAGGAGCCAUGGAGAACUGGGGUCUGCUCACCUUCAGAGAAAGCAACCUACUGGUGGGGGAACACUCCUCCCUCGUGGAAAAACAAGAUGUUGCUUCAGUCAUUGCACAUGAGCUGGCUCAUCAGUGGUUUGGAAAUUAUGUCACAAUGAGUUGGUGGAGUGACCUGUGGCUCAACGAAGGCUUUGCCACUUACAUGCAGUUCAUAUCACUGCAGAUACUCCUGCCACAGCUUGACAUGGGCAACUUGUUCUUAGAGGUUCGAUUCAGAGCAUUGGACCAAGAUGCACUAAACUCCACCCACGCUGUCUCUACCGGAGUCAAUACAUCAGAGCAGGUGCAAGAGAUGUUCGACUCUGUGUCCUAUAAGAAGGGGGCUUCCAUUCUCUUGAUGUUGAACGCCUCUCUGCCUGGUGACCAGCAGUUCAGGAAAGGUAUUAUUCAGUAUCUGAAGCAGUUCUCCGGUUUAAACACUGACACUGACGACCUCUGGAACAGUCUUACAGAGGUAGAGGUCUCAAGUCAGAGUCCAAAUGUGUCAGAAAUGAUGAGGUCAUGGACAUUCCAGAAAGGCUUCCCUUUGGUUACAGUCUCCCGCAAGGGGGAUGAAGUGACUCUUAAACAGGAGAUUUUCCAGCUCACGGUAGACAGCAGCACAUAUUCCUCCAGCUUGUGGACUAUUCCAGUGACAUAUGUGAAUGACAGCUGUGGUUUGGCCCCUGAAUGCAGACAAGUGUUCAUGCUGAAGACCAAGUCAGGCACUCUGAAGGUGCCUGAAACCGUGAAAUGGCUGAAGCUGAACUACAGGAGCACAGGCUUCUACAUCGUUGACUAUGGAAACGAAGGUUGGGCUGCUUUGGCAGACGCCUUGUCCAACGACUUCCAAGCUCUCACACAGGAGGACCGUGCUUCGCUGAUACACGACAUCUUUGCUCUCUCCAAACUGGGGCGCGUGUCCUUCCGCCAAGUUUUGAGCCUUCUAAACUACAUGACAAAUGAAACCGAGGCCAGUCCUAUAAGGGAGGCCUUGCUGCAGCUCAACCACAUCUACCAGAUGUUGCACAAAAGAUACGAGCAGGGCCUCUGCGCUCGGAUGAAGAGAUAUAUUCUGAAUCAGUACGGUGCACUGAUGGAUAACCAAACAUGGGACAUGGAGGAGAGUGUGUCCAAACAGUAUCUGCGAUUUGCCCUCUUAGAGACGGCCUGUGAUCUGGGGCAAGACAAAUGCAAGCAGCACGCAGAAAGCAUGUUUAAGCAGUAUGUCGAAUCCAACGGAACCUUCCAGAUUCCGGGUGAUCUGCAGCGAGUUGUAUUCCGUGUGGCAGCUCAGUCCACUGAAGACUGGGAGACUUUGCUCACCAUGUAUCACUAUGCCACUUACGACACCGAGAAGAAAAAUAUGAUACAGGGCUUAGCUUCCACGCAGGACGCACAGAAAAUUGUGUGGCUUCUCAAUGUCUGUUUGAAUGGAAAGAUCAUCAAGGCACAGUACCUUCCCUUGCUCUUCAGAACCAUCUGCCAAAACUUUGCUGGCAACUUGAUUGCUUGGGACUUCGUUCAAGUCAACUGGAACCAGAUCACACAAACGUUUCCCAUAGGUUCAUUUUCCUUCCAAUCAAUCAUCAACGCUGUCACCUUUCAGUUUUCUGCAGAGUCACAUUUUAAUCAGGUGCAAUGGUUCUUCUCCAGCGUGAGGGAGAGCGGCUCUCAGUUGCGAAGCGCGCGAGAAGCGCUGGAGACCAUCCGACUGAACCAACGUUGGAUGGAGAGGAAUCUUCCCUCUCUCCGUAAAUGGCUUUAAUGCAGGCCAGGCACUCUUUCCGUUCUCCACUCACCUCCGCUGCCCCCAGUACCAGUUUAGCUGGCCGACUGGGGUACGUUGUCAAGACAACCGCAAAGUUUGCACUUUUGUCUCUUAAGCUCUGUGUAGUCUGAUUUGAGCUGGACGGGGUAACCCCUCGUGUAUGGCUCCCGUGAGAUUUUAGCUAGCUCAGGGCGGCUCUGAUUGUAUCUGGCAGAAAGAUGUCAGACCUAAACACUCCUCACACUUGAAGCUGUCGACCAAACCUCACAUCAGACAAUCAUGCGAUCCACUUUUUCUUUACCAAACCCUUUCAAUCAGUGACUGUAUGAGCUGUUUAAUGGCUGCUCCCAAAAGAGCAGGUACACGUGUCAACACUGUUUCCUGUUCCAUGAGCCCUGGACGGCAUCUCUGCUUUAACAUGUCGACUCUUCUGCACAAGUAAAAUUUGCAUUGGCUCCUCUUGGUAAAAUCUGAAGAGAAACAAUGGCAGCCUGCAAUUAUGCAUCCUGCAGCGUUCGAUAUUUUGGAAGGGGUGAGGAAGUGGUUGGUCGGCCAAAAAAAAAUAAAAAAUCCUUCCCACAAUGUACAGGAGAUGGCGCAGUAAACCACUGUGCGGGGUUUAAAAGCAACCAACGUGUCUUAACUGAAGCAAGCAGCACACUGGUCACCUAAGAAGUUUGCAGCAAUGAUCCGAUGUUCUUUCUUGUAAAAAUUCUAGAAUUAUAAUGUAAAUGUAAAUACAGAAUGUUCUGUCCCGCAACAGCAGAAGCAGUUUUGGAUGUGCCGUUUUUAUUUAAUCUCUAGUCUUGACUUUGCUCCACUUGAAUUUUAGUUUUUUCUUCUGUACAUAAAAUGUAUAGCGGACAUUUAUUGAUAACAUUUGAUGAAGGCUCUUCUCCUCAUAUUUUUUACUGUGUUUCCAGGAGGCCACUUAUGAAGGUGUUGUUUGUAAAAGGGCUCACGUGUAUAGAAGAAUGUUUAUUUCGGGUAAUUGUCCACAAUUGCCUCAUACAAUGGCUUAAAGUUACUCCAUCUCCAGAAUAAAAAGCUGUCACCCUA
Hippocampus comes (tiger tail seahorse) is the source of this 4290-nucleotide messenger RNA. It is a transcript of the gene lnpep, whose product is annotated as leucyl/cystinyl aminopeptidase. Gene Ontology annotation, molecular function: peptide binding; metalloaminopeptidase activity; zinc ion binding. The coding region runs from base 1 to 3228 and encodes 1075 amino acids. Gene Ontology annotation, biological process: proteolysis; peptide catabolic process; regulation of blood pressure. NCBI's taxonomy places the organism in Eukaryota, Metazoa, Chordata, Actinopteri, Syngnathiformes, Syngnathidae. The record is from RefSeq and is a predicted model, not a curated record. The transcript is spliced from 22 exons. Gene Ontology annotation, cellular component: cytoplasm; plasma membrane.